AUGGCCGACCGCCACCACCACCGCCAGACCGCUAUCGUGAAGGAGACGUAUACAUUGCGGGGCGGUCGCCACCUCGUUCACGCUUUGCUACCGACCCAUAUCCUCUGCCAAGACCUGCAGAGCCAUACAGAGGCUCAAGAACGUCUACUGACUCGUACGUUGCCACGUACGACCGCAGGCUGCAGGACUACCGUGAUUAUUGGCAGGCGAGAGAUCGGGACCGGGACUGGCGGGCCCAUCCACAGUCUGACCCCAGAUACAGGCCGGUGGAGCCGGCUAGGGAACGACCGGAUUGGGAGAGAGAACGCGACAGAGACCGAGGCGAGAGGCGUUGGGAGCCCCGGCCCGGCCCACCUGAGCGUGCAGAGUGGGAUCGACGGGAGGGGAGAGAGACUACGGGGAGACCGCCUCCUGAUCGCGAACGAACAUGGCGUCCUCGGGAUUCCAGGUCGCCACCGCGUCAUGCUGGGCCUCGUGAACGAGACCGACGCAGUCUCAGUCCGCGGUCUCCAGCUCCUAGACGGAGAGACUUGUCUCGGAGUCGCUACUCGCCGGAUAGCAGACACAGCUCAGUUGACGAUGAUGCUGCACCUCGAAAGCAGGCAGAUGGACAAUGACCCAGUGGCUGACCAAAUCCCUGUGGUUGCGGAGGGUACUUGGAUGCUUCAGAAGUCACCUGUGCAAGCGGAGCCGGAUGAAAUUUUGCCUGACUCUGGCAUAACAACUAUCAAAGAAGGAGGCCUGACUUCAGGAUACGCAACCCGGCGACCUGAUAUUGCCAGUCCAACCAUUGUGCAAGACAGCAAAUUUGGAAGACUUACACCAGAUGCGCGUGGGUCUCACGCGACGGACAAAGGGAAGAUGCGGGAAGACGUGACCGCUGCUAUCCGUGACGACGACGUCCAGAUGCACGAUGCGUCCCCGAGGCUAGCGAAGGUUUCCCGUGAAGCGUCUCCGCUGUCCAAAGUCCCGAGUGACGCCUCUCAUUCUCCCGUCGAACAAAUCGUCCCCGCAGACAUCCGGGUCCUACUCGUCCGGGCGCACCUCCGCAUACCCAGUCCAGGCAAGCCGAGAGCAAGCAAAACCAGCAGCGAGAAGAAGAAGUUAAGCUGCCACCUGGUCCUUGCGACGCCGUUAUUAAAGAAGCGAGUCACACUUUGUCCUGCUUUCACGAUGUUGACGCUGACAGUGAUUUUGUGGCAGAUCAAACAACAUCGAGCUCAUAGCUCACUGCUCAUGGGUGAGUACGUCAACGCCGAGAAGGCCAAACUAAGAGCCAUGCACGAACUCCAAAUGGCACAAUUCGACCUGGAAGCGGCCAUGUUUCGUCGGCAAAUUGCCGAUGCGCAGUUGGAUAUGGCUCGGCAAGGCAAGCUCGGGAUAGACUACGAGCGCGACAAGACGAUAACACUCGAGAGGACACUCAAUAUUAUCACUGUCUGGGAGGAAUCGAAGUUUGAGGUGCCGGAAGAGAAAACGCCGGUGGUGAAGCCGCAAGGCGAGCAAGCGGAAGGCGAGAAGACCAAAGCAAAAGCCGUAUCCGCGAAAACACCCGAUGGUACACCUGGAGAACAAGGUGAUGCUGAACCUACAGACAUGGCCGUAGGGGCGCCUUUAGUGACGGCGGACCCCAAGAGCGACAACGAAAACGAGCUUGCCAUCAAAUUGGAAAAUGAACAUGAGGAACAACGUGAAGAACUACCCGACCUCAGGUUGGUAGGCAAGCCUGUCUCAAAAUUAGAACAAACGGAGAAAAUGACUAUGGACCAGUCAAGGGCAGGGUAUGCAGUGUCUCUGGAAACUAAAGAAACCAAGGAGGAGAUCCAGACGGAAUUCCAGCCAUAG
Postia placenta MAD-698-R-SB12 is the source of this 1845-nucleotide messenger RNA. RefSeq lists its product as hypothetical. NCBI's taxonomy places the organism in Eukaryota, Fungi, Basidiomycota, Agaricomycetes, Polyporales, Adustoporiaceae. The record is from RefSeq and is a predicted model, not a curated record. The coding region runs from base 1 to 1845 and encodes 614 amino acids. The transcript is spliced from 5 exons.